UGACUGGGAAGUCCAUUGACAGCAGACUCUCAGGCCCCUUCCACACAUCCGAAUAAAAUCCCACAUUAUCUACAUUGAACUGGGAUAUAUGGCAGUGUGGACUGAGGGCCCUUCUACACAGCCCUAUAUCGCAGAAUAUCAAGGCAGAAAAUCCCACAUUAUCUGUGUGAGAUCUUGGCAAGUAAUUAUAUAUGUACAUAUAUACCCAUGAUGGAGGUCAUUGUAAACUGGCUUCGGAGGAAUGCAGAAAAUGCAGAUAGUAUUAAUUAGGUAUUUAAAUCCUUGCUGUGUUAUAGAUUGCAAAUAAAAGAGAAUCAUAGCUUCAACUUUGGGAAGGGAUGAUCUUGUGUUAUUUGGCACCAGGCAGAUGUUGUUGCUUGUUGCCGGCAUGAAGGUCAGGCUGAGUGGUUCUGGAAUCCAGGCAUCCUCUAACAACCUGUCAAAUAAACAUUAUUUACAUGAUUAUACAAGCCCAAGUAGGAUUUAACAGUAUUGUGUGUCAGGGGUAGAGUUUUCAGCUGCCUGGGAUGUUUUUGCAAAAUGGCUAACAGAACUAAUAUAUCUGAUUAUAUUUGGUCUUAUGAAUAUUACAUGGAUUAUUUAGACCCAAUUCCAGUUGAUGCAAGCAAACUGAAGGCAAACAGACAUUCGAUUAUCAUAGCUUUUUGGAUUGGGCUGGCAUCUUUUGUGGCAUUUCUCUUUUUCAUUUUGUUCUACAUGUCGCAGUCUGAUUCUCCACUGGGGAAGAAUCGAAGACUAGAGAAAAGAUUUCUGAGAAAUUAUUCAAAGAAUAUCCAUCAAAAUCUUGGCACAAACCACGAUAGACCAACUUCUGAUGACAACAGAGUGGAAGAAAUUGAAGGGAUCUGCUCAGAUAGUAGGUCACCAUGUCAUAGUCUGAAUAAUAUGGUUUGAACGUUCAUCAAAGUUUAUACAAAAAAUAUAUUACAAUAGAAGUUGCCUAGAAGGAGCUUCAUUAAGAAUAAGUAAUCAAUUUAGUAUACUUGUUUGAAAGCAGAAGUUGCAAAAUGACACAAUCAAAAUUACCUAAGGUGUACAGUGAAAUGACAAUUUUUCAAUUUGAAUCAGAAGCAGAUUUAGAAUAAUAAGCAUGUAUGAAAUCGGUUUCAUUAAUCCCCCACAGAACAAAUAUUGCUAAUUUCUUCCAUUGUUACUCAAUGUUUUGUAUAAUAUAAUCUGUUAAUGACAGACUACCCUGGAAAUAUUUGAUUGCCUGUCCUAAUUUAUUUUCAAAACAUUAAAUGGAAAAAAAUUGAUAUGGAUUUUAUUUUUAUUGGAAUAUGCUGCAUUCUUCCUUACUUGUUCUAUCAUAAAUGCUUUUAAACCAUUUUAAAGUUACUUUUGUUUUUAAUAGGUGAAUUGAAUUUAUUACAAUUGAGUUGAACUGCAUUCUGUCUUGAUCUGUGUUGUGAAUUGUCUUGGAUCUCACAUUAGAAGCUCAGCUCACAAAUAAAUGAAAUAAAAGUAAUGAAAUGUUA
Anolis sagrei ordinatus is the source of this 1499-nucleotide messenger RNA. RefSeq names its product melanocortin 2 receptor accessory protein (gene MRAP). Gene Ontology annotation, molecular function: type 1 melanocortin receptor binding; type 4 melanocortin receptor binding; type 3 melanocortin receptor binding. The record is from RefSeq and is a predicted model, not a curated record. Gene Ontology annotation, cellular component: plasma membrane; endoplasmic reticulum. Gene Ontology annotation, biological process: protein localization to plasma membrane; regulation of adenylate cyclase-activating G protein-coupled receptor signaling pathway. Lineage: Eukaryota; Metazoa; Chordata; Lepidosauria; Squamata; Anolidae.